Diospyros lotus (date-plum) is the source of this 1564-nucleotide messenger RNA. Its product is annotated as phosphatidylinositol/phosphatidylcholine transfer protein SFH2-like. Bases 285 to 1292 code for a protein of 335 amino acids. The transcript is spliced from 11 exons. NCBI's taxonomy places the organism in Eukaryota, Viridiplantae, Streptophyta, Magnoliopsida, Ericales, Ebenaceae. The record is from RefSeq and is a predicted model, not a curated record.
UUCUUAUUUCUUAGAUUCUCGAAUCUACACACUCAAUUUUCUUUUCUGCCAAACAAAUUCACCAUUUUUAGCAGUUAAAUUAAGCCACUUUGAGUAGCCCAUUAGUGUCCUUUCCUCUGUUGUCUGUUUGAUGGGAAAAUCUACUUAUUAAGGGUCGCCUGCUUUGCUCUCUCGCUCUCUCCCUCUCUAAAUUUUUGGGGGUAGGUAGGACCAGCGGGAAUUCAAAAUCCGUGUCUUCAACUUUGGGCUCUUACUGGGGAUCUUAAUUUUGUUGCGAGCGAAAAAUGGUGAUCAUAACGGAAGACAUGAUCAAGCAGUUUCAGACCUUGAUGGAAGCAAUCAAUGAGCCGCUCAAGAACAGCUUCAAGAAUGUGCAUCAGGGAUAUCCAACUGAAACUCUAAUACGGUUUCUCAAAGCCAGGGAAGGGAAUGUUUCCAAAGCCCACAAAAUGCUGGUUGACUGUUUAAACUGGAGGAUACAGAAUGAGAUUGACAACAUAUUGUCAAAACCAAUUGGUCCUACUGAUUUGUACAGAGCAGUGCGUGAUUCACAGCUUGUAGGAAUGUCGGGUUAUUCAAAAGAGGGUCUCCCAGUCAUUGCUGUUGGUGUAGGGCUCAAUACGUUUGAUAAAGCAUCUGUUCAUUGUUACGUUCAGUCUCACAUCCAAAUGAAUGAAUAUAGGGAUCGUGUUAUAUUGCCAUCUGCAACGAAGAAGUUUGGACGGCAUAUUAGUACCUGCAUAAAGGUUCUGGAUAUGACUGGUCUGAAGCUUUCGGCACUAAACCACAUCAAGCUGUUGACUGUGAUAUCAACCAUUGAUGACUUAAACUAUCCUGAGAAGACAGAGACAUAUUACAUUGUUAAUGCACCUUACAUAUUUUCAGCAUGCUGGAAGGUAGUGAGGCCUCUUUUACAAGAAAGAACAAGGAAGAAAGUUCAGGUGCUACCAGGUUGCGGGAGGGAUGAUUUGUUGAAGAUAAUGGAUUAUGCAUCUCUUCCACAUUUUUGCAAAAGAGAAGAUUCGGGAUCGUCUAGGCAUUCUAGAAAUGGAACCACAGAUAAUUGUUUCUCCUUGGAUCAUGACUUCCAUCAGCAGCUGUAUAAUUACAUCAAGGUUCAAGCCGGAGCCAUGGAGACACUGAUCAAAGAAGGGUCCUUCCAUGUAGAUUUUCCUGAGCCUGACCCUGAAGGCGCUAAAAUUGCUGAAACCAUAGAGUCCGAGAUUCAAAAGCUCGGGGAUCAGAAUGGGCUCUGCAAGUCAAUGUGCGAGUGUAAAAUAAAUGGCGAUUGAAUGUUCAAGGAGAGCGGCCAUUUUCAAAUGGCUAUAGCUGCUGCGGGCUGAUAGUGGAGUGCCAAAACAGAAGGCCAGCAGUGGAUCCUGCUGGGACUAGGGGCAUUUCUUUUAUUUAGUAAUAGCAAUUCCUUGCGUCAGCUCAAUGCAGAUUUGGUAUCAAAGCUAAUUACUAAUAUCUUUAACAGCACCACCUUAUCGACGGAUAAAUCAUGUUGUUGAUAGCAAUUGUAGGAAUCGGAAAUGCAAUGGCAAGUUCCCUUUCUAGCCAA